Dicentrarchus labrax (European seabass) is the source of this 2872-nucleotide messenger RNA. It is a transcript of the gene elna, whose product is annotated as elastin a. The record is from RefSeq and is a predicted model, not a curated record. NCBI's taxonomy places the organism in Eukaryota, Metazoa, Chordata, Actinopteri, Moronidae. Gene Ontology annotation, molecular function: extracellular matrix structural constituent. The transcript is spliced from 34 exons. The coding region runs from base 236 to 2857 and encodes 873 amino acids.
GUGCUGUUGGCAGGAGUGACCAGAAUAAAAACAGCAACACCAGACAUAGAGGAGGAAAAAAGCAAAGUGAUCCAUUGAACAAGAGUCUUUGCCCUCUCUUAAUUACAUCGAGUCUCAUAUCUUUUCCCCUUUUUCACAUUUUUCCCCCAGUCUUUAAGACUUUGGGCUUGUGGUAAUUAGGUAGAAGAGAACAAAACCAGCUGAUCGGGAGAAGGGUGGUGCAUUUUGGAGCGAGAUGGCUAACAGAAACAUUCUGUUGCUCUUCUGUGGACUCUUCCUCUUAGCACUGAUUCAGCCCUCUCUUCAAGGAGGUGUGUAUGUACCAGCUGGUGCUGGGAUUGGACCAGGAGGCACUGGACCAGGAACUGGAUUCUUUCCAGGGUCUGCUGGAGGAGUCCCUGCGGGCUAUAAACCAGCUAAAGCUGCAGUCGGAGGUUAUGGAGGUGGAGGGCGUGGUGUAGGCCCGGGCGGUUCGGUACCAGCAGGUGUUGGGCAUGGUGGCUUGGGCACUGGAGGACUCGGAGGACAAGGUGGCAAGGCCCCUAAACCAGGUUAUGGCAAUCUAGGAGGUGGUGGUCUGGGAACUGGAGGCCACGGAGGAGGUGGUUAUGGUGGAUAUGGUGGAGGUGCUGGGGGCUUUUUCCCAGGAGCUGGACAGAAGGCUGCCAAAAGAGGUGCCGGAGGCUCUCUGCUACCACAUGGAGGGACAGGAGGAGGUCCUGGAGGUACAGGAACUGGACCUGCAGUGCCCGCUGGAGCACCUGUUAUUCCUCAGACAGGCCUUCCAGGAGGGGCCGGUGGUGCUGGAAAGAAAGCUGCUAAAGUGCCAGGUGUGGAUGUGCCUGGACUUUACCAAGGUGGCCUGGUGCCAGGAAAAGGGUUUGGUGGACGUGGAGUCCUGCCUGGGGUGGCCACUGGCACCGACCUGAAUCCCAAAUCAAUCGGAGGGGGAGGACAAGGAGGUCCAGGAGCAGGAGGUCGCGGUUAUGGUGGACCGAUGCAGCCAGGAGUGUUCCACGGAUAUCCCCUCAAAUCACCCAAACUGCAAGGUGGCCAAGGAGCAAAACCUGGAGGUGGAAAAGUACCUUUUGGUUACGGCGGCUAUGGUAAUGGCGGGGUUGGACUUCCAGGAGGACAAGUUGGAUCAAGGCCUGGUUAUCCUGUUGGAACUGGAGUGGGGCCCGGGGGCAUCUCACCUGCUCAGGCUAAAGCUGCCAAAUAUGGUUACGGUGGUGCUGGAGGGGUUGGUGGCGUUGGGGGCACUGGUGGACUGUAUCCAGGGCAGGUGGCAGGAGGAGGAUAUGGAGCUGCAUCCAAGGCUGCUAAAUAUGGUGUACCAGGGGGUGUACCAGGAGGAGUACCAGGGGGUGUACCAGGAGGAGUACCAGGGGGUGUACCAGGAGGAGUACCGGGAGGAGUACCAGGAGGUGCACCAAUUGGAGUACCAGGAGGAGUUCCAGGAUUACCAGGGUUUGGUGGAUAUUUACCAGCAGCUAAAGCUGCUAAAUAUGGACAAGGAGGGACAGGAGGACAGUUAGGAGCAGGAGGAUAUGGAGGACAAAGAGGACAGUUAGGAGCAGGAGGAUACGGUGGACAAGGAGGACAGUUAGGAGCAGGAGGAUACGGAGGACAAGGAGGACAGUUAGGAGCAGGAGGAUACGGAGGACAAGGAGGACAGUUAGGAGCAGGAGCAUACGGAGGACUGGGAGGAGGUGGAGGAUAUUCUGCUGCUGCUAAAGCUGCUAAAUAUGGUCCAGGUGGUGCAGGGGUAGUUCCAGGUGGUGGGGCAGCUGGAGGAGCAAUUCCUGGAAGAGUCCCAUUUUUACCAGGAUAUGGAUCUUUGGCAGCCGGUGCUAAACCUCCGAAAUAUGGAGUCCCAGGAGCAGGCCUAGGAGGAGGCGGAGUUCCAGGGGGAGCAGGACAAGUACUUCCUGGCGGUGGCUAUGGUGGUUAUGGUCCUGGAGCUGGAGUCAAACCCCCGAAGUAUGGCGUACCAGGAGGAGCUGGAGCAGGGCUGGGAACCGGAGUACAGGGGGGAGGAGGAGGAGUACCAGGACAAGGAGGACAAUACUCUGCUGCUGCAAAAGCUGCUAAAUAUGGAGUGGCAGGAGGAGCUGGAACAGGGUUAGGAACAGGAGGAGUUCCUGGUGGACUAGGAGGGGGACAAUACUCUGCUGCUGCAAAAGCUGCUAAAUACGGAGUGGCAGGAGGAGCUGGAACAGGUUUAGGAACAGGAGGAGUUCCUGGUGGACUAGGAGGGGGACAAUACUCUGCUGCAGCAAAAGCUGCUAAAUACGGAGGAGCUGGAGCAGGGUUAGGAGGAGGUGGGACGGGAGGAGGAGUUCCUGGUGGACUAGGAGGCGGACAAUACUCUGCUGCUGCAAAAGCUGCUAAAUAUGGAGUGGCAGGAGGAGCUGGAACAGGGUUAGGAACAGGAGGAGUUCCUGGUGGACUAGGAGGGGGACAAUACUCUGCUGCAGCAAAAGCUGCGAAAUACGGUGUGACAGGAGGAGCUGGAGGGACAGGAGUUGUACAUGGAGGGGUUGGGGGUCAAGGAGGGGUCACUGGAACAGGACUUGCCGUGCCAGGAGCUACUCAAGGUACAGGUGUCAGUGUUGGUGCAGAUGGUUCUGUUAUCGUGAUACCAGGUGGAGCAGGUGUUCCUGGAAAACCAGCUAAGGAUACAGGUUUUGCUGGAACCCCUCAACCAGAGCCCACGCCUAUUGCCGAAACUGGCAAGGCCCCAGAGGUCCCACAGCCCAGUAAGACUUGCGGUUUGCAUGAAAUCUUUGACCAUGAAGUGAAAUCUGUGGUAUUUAAUAUAUAUAUAUACAUAUAUAUAUAUAUAUAUAUAUAAUUGGGAUAUAAAUAU